This is a messenger RNA of Lathyrus sativus (Indian pea), 885 nucleotides long. The record is from the annotation of a GenBank genome assembly. Lineage: Eukaryota; Viridiplantae; Streptophyta; Magnoliopsida; Fabales; Fabaceae.
AUGGCAGAAGCAACAAAAAGGUAUGCACUAGUAACAGGAGCUAACAAAGGAAUUGGCUUUGGAAUAUGUAAGAAACUGGCUUCAAGUGGUGUUAUUGUGAUUCUCACAGCUAGAAAUGAGAAAAGAGGUUUAGAUGCAGUUGAAAGCUUGAAAGAGUUAGGUCUCUCAGAUUUUGUGGUUUUUCAUCAACUUGAUGUCACUGAUCCUUCAAGUGUUUCUUCUUUAGCUGAGUUCAUAAGAACCCGAUUCGGAAAACUCGAUAUCUUGGUGAAUAAUGCUGGUGUUGCUGGGGGAAUAGUGAAUGGUGAGAAUGUUCUUAGAAAGAUGAGAGGUGAAAUAUCUGAUUGGAAUAUGGUAGUUUGUCAAAAUUAUGAGUUAGUGAAAGAAUGUGUUGAAACAAACUUCUUUGGUGCUGAAAGAGUAACUGAAGCUCUUCUUCCCUUGCUCCAACUAUCUACUUCUCCAAGGAUUGUUAAUGUCUCAUCUAGAACUGGACAAUUGAAGUGUAUGCCAAAUGACUGGGCAAGAGGAGUAUUUAAUGACAUACAAACUCUUACAAAUGCAAAACUUGGUGAAGUCCUCGGAAUGUUUCUGAAAGAUUACAAAGAAGGAGCAUUGGAAGACAAAAACUGGCCAACAUUUCUUUCUGGUUACACAAUGGCAAAAGCAGCUUUGAAUUCAUACACAAGGUUGCUAGCAAUGAAGUUUCCUCAUUUCCGCAUAAAUUGUUUAUGCCCUGACUUUGUUAAGACUGAUAUUAAUGAGAAUACUGGAUUUUUAAGCAUUGAUGAAGCUGCAGAAUAUCCUGUGAAGCUAGCUUUGUUGCAAGAUGAUGCUCCAUCUGGUCUCUUUUUUCUAAGGGGUGAAGUCAUUUCUUUUCAAUAA